UCUUAACAAGAUAAUAAAAGAAGCGAAUUUGUUAUAGUUAAAAAUGUGAGACAGUCCUUGCGAAGUGCACGAGCGAUUUUAAAAGGCCAUCAGGCUUUGUUUGUUUGUUUCUUAUGAUGGCACUUCUUGCGGUUUCCAAAAAGUCGUCGUGAUUUAUUUACAGUCGAGGAUGAAAGGAGAAAAGAACAAAAGUUUGGAAUGCCCUGAAACGACAAAGAAAGGAAGGAAAACAUACUUUAUUCCGGUGUAUAAAAAUGGUCAAAAUGUUUCAGACACAGAGGAUAUGGGAAAACCAACGUCAUCUGUAAACAAUUCCAUACGUGCAGUAUCGAAAAAUGGAGAAUGCAACAUCUUCCCAACAAGAGUACCCAAGAAACAAUUUAUUCGCGACAUUUUUACAACUCUCCUAGAUCUGAAGUGGAGAUGGACACUCACCGUCCUCACCUUGGGGUUCUUCGUGUCCUGGUUCCUCUUUGGAAUAGCCUGGUGGUUGGUAGCCUUCUUCCACGGAGAUCUAGAGGAAGCGCACCUGCCUAUGAACCAAGCAGCUUCCAACUUCACUCCAUGCGUUCUUGAAAUAUACGGCUUCAUGUCGUGCUUCUUGUUUUCAGUAGAAACCCAACAUACUACUGGAUACGGCCAGAGAACCCCAACGGAGGAAUGUUUUGAAGGCGUUCUCUUGAUGUGCAUCCAGAACAUCGUCGGGCUCGUCAUAGAAGCUUUCCUAGUUGGCAUCUUCUUCGCAAAAAUAACGAGACCCAAACUCAGAACGCAAACGUUAAGGUUCUCCAGAUACGCAGUCAUCUGUCAACGCGACGGCGUUCUCUGCUUGAUGUUUAGAGUCGGAGACAUGAGAAAAAAGAGCAGGAUCAUCGAAACAAAAAUCAAAGCACAACUGAUCCGACCCAGGAAGACUAAAGAGGGUGAGACCUUGAACAACUUCCAAACAAAACUCUUUGUAAGUGCCGACGAAUGCGAUGGAGACCUUUUCUUUAUCUGGCCCAUGUGCAUAGUGCAUAAAAUCGACAAGAAAUCUCCCUUGUACCAUCUUUCAGCCCAAGAUUUGCAGAAGGAGAAAUUCGAGAUUGUCGUGACGUUGGAAGGCACCAUCGAGAGUACUGAUCAGAAGACCCAGGCUAGGUCUAGUUAUUUGUCCAGUGAGGUGUUUUGGGGUCACAGAUUUGAACCAGUUGUGGUGCAGGACGAAUAUAUGAGAGGGUACAAGAUAGAUUACGGGGUGUUUGAUAAAAUCGUGGCAGUCGACACUCCUCUUUGUGCUGCUGCUGAAUUAGAAGGAUUGCAUCCUCCAAAUUGUGCAGUUCCUUCAAAAGUAAAUAGAUUUAGAUGACGUCUCCGUAUACCUACAAUAUGUUCACCACGAAUACCAACCCGUAGUUAAAGCAAUUCAGUUAGUAAGUUUUUUUUUUGUUAAUCUGUACCAAAUAUGAUCUCCAAUGUCGAUAUAUUCUCACAUUUUUAGAUUUUAGUGAUAUGUAUACCUU
Messenger RNA from Anoplophora glabripennis (Asian longhorned beetle), 1502 nucleotides. Its product is annotated as ATP-sensitive inward rectifier potassium channel 12-like. Bases 170 to 1348 code for a protein of 392 amino acids. Gene Ontology annotation, molecular function: inward rectifier potassium channel activity. The transcript has 4 exons. Gene Ontology annotation, cellular component: plasma membrane. Gene Ontology annotation, biological process: potassium ion import across plasma membrane; regulation of monoatomic ion transmembrane transport. NCBI's taxonomy places the organism in Eukaryota, Metazoa, Arthropoda, Insecta, Coleoptera, Cerambycidae. The record is from RefSeq and is a predicted model, not a curated record.